GGGGUGGGGGCGCUGGAGUGGUAUACUUCACCACCCCUCCUGUGGGUUUGCAAAGAGUUCGUGCGCGAUAUUCAGCUCUGGGAGCGCGAGGGGUGAGGAGGACCGGCGCAUCCACUCAGCGAAUCGGUGUGACUCUGAAGUGCCGUCUUUAUUUUUAUUUCAUUUUGGCAUUUCCAUGUGGGAUUGACUCCGAAGUAAUAACCUUUACUUAAUUUUUUUUCUCCUUUUAAAAAAAAUCCAGUUUGCAUCUGGCGAUUACUGAUGAAGCUUGUUGAAGUUGAAACAUGACGGGACACGCGUGUCUCUUUUUGCAUUCACCUCGUCGGCGCCUUCACCUUCACAGGUAGCAAGGGGAGAAGAUUUUAUUUUUUAAUAUAGAAAAAAAAAACAGCUUUGAAAUUCUUGCUCUUUUUAUUUUCAUAUAUUUUAUGGGACAGUCUGAGAGAUGAACACUGAUUUUGGGAGCCGUUUUUAAUGGAAAAGACCGCAAAUCAUUCACUGACCACCUUGCUGUGUCUGCUCGCCGCGCGGCGCUGAUCACCGCAAUCCCCGCAGGUCGCGCAGUCGGGUCCCCUGUCCGUUCCUAAACUUCAACGGGGAACUGCGACACGGGCUAUGUCGCUUCUGGCUGACCCCUUUCUGUGCGAUCAGCAUCUUAUAUCCCAGACCUUUUCUUCAGUCUGAUUAGUCUUACGGACCAGUUAUUGCAUUAUCCCUCCACCUCCUCCUCCUCCUCCUCUUCCCUUGGACCCAGACGCAGAUCAGACAGAGGAGGAUCUCUCCAGCACUAAACUCUGGCACACAGCGGCGCGCGGGAUGAGAAGACUAUGAGCUGACACACUCCAGUUUUUCUCCUUCGCUGCAACGGAUUUGGGUGUGCACGUGGACGAUUCCUGUCAUCGCCUGUUACAGCAGUGCUUACAAAAAUUUGCUAAGCUGAGCUGUAAAAAGGCUGGAAACUAUAUCAUGGAUCUGAAAGACUUUUACCUGUUGGGCUCCCUGCUUGCCUGCAUAUGGUUAGAUCCAUCCAUAGCUCAAGAGCUGAUCUACCCAAUCAGAGAGGAGCUGCAAGAAAAUGUCCUAAUUGGAAAUAUACCAAAGGACCUAAACAUUUCCCAUACAAGUGCUGCAACUGGAGCAAGUGCUAAUCUAGUGUACCGGCUCGUCUCGAAAGCAGGAGAUAGCCCGCUGGUGCGCGUUCUGGGCAACACUGGAGAAAUAUUUACCACGUCAAACAGAAUUGACAGAGAAAAGUUGUGCCCUGGUUCCUCGUUUGAGGAUGCAGAGUGCUCCUUUGAAAUAGAAGUGGUCGUCCUGCCUAAUGAUUAUUUUAGGCUGAUAAAGAUUAAAAUAAUCGUGAAAGACACAAACGACAAUGCCCCCAUGUUCCCAUCCCCAGUGAUCAACAUCUCCAUCCCGGAGAACACCCUCAUUAACAGCCGCUUUGCUAUUCCGUCUGCCACUGACCCAGACACCGGCCCCAACAGUGUCCACAAAUACGAGCUGAUCAACGGGCAAAGCGCCUUUGGCUUAGAUAUAGUCGAAACGCCUGAGGGGGAGAAGUGGCCCCAGCUCAUUGUGCAGCAAAAUCUGGACAGAGAGCAGAAGGACACGUAUGUGAUGAAAAUUAAAGUCGAGGAUGGUGGCAGUCCACAGAAAUCCAGCACUGCCAUUCUUCAGGUUACUGUAACAGAUGUCAAUGAUAACAAGCCAGUGUUUAGAGAGAAUCAGAUAGAAGUGCACAUACCAGAAAACUCUCCUAUUGGCACAUCUGUUGUUCAGCUCCAGGCUACUGAUGCAGAUAUAGGGCCAAACGCAGAGAUCCAUUAUGUAUUUGGGACUCAGGUGUCUCCAGCUACAAAAAGACUUUUUGCAUUAAAUUCAACUUCUGGCCUCAUUACAGUGCAGAGGCCCCUGGACAGAGAGGAAACUGCUAUUCACAAGCUUUCUGUUUUAGCCAGUGAUGGCAGCUCAAGUCCAGCCAGAGCUACUGUUAUCAUAAAUGUGACUGAUGUUAAUGACAACCCCCCCAACAUAGACCUGAGAUACAUAAUAAGUCCCAUUAAUGGCACUGUUUUUCUCUCAGAAAAAGAUCCCAUCAACACUAAAAUCGCUCUCAUCACAGUAUCAGACAAGGAUACUGACAUCAACGGCAAGGUCAUAUGUUUCAUAGAGAAGGACGUACCUUUCCAUCUCAAAGCUGUGUAUGACAACCAGUAUCUGCUGGAGACAUCUGCGCUGCUGGACUAUGAGGGGACAAAGGAGUACAACUUUAAAAUUGUUGCUUCAGACUCAGGAAAGCCAAGCUUAAAUCAGACUGCUUUAGUGAGAGUGAGACUGGAGGAUGAGAAUGACAACCCGCCUAUUUUUACACAGCCAGUCAUUGAGCUGGCUGUUAUGGAAAACAACAAACGUGACCUGUUCCUCACAACUCUCAGCGCCACAGAUGAGGACAGCGGGAAAAACGCAGAGAUUGUGUAUCAGCUGGGACCAAAUGCAUCGUUUUUCGAUCUCGACCGUAAAACGGGGGUCCUGACGGCUUCUAGGGUUUUCGACAGGGAGGAUCAGGAUAGGUUCCUCUUCACCGUAACGGCGAGAGAUAACGGCACACCCCCUCUGCAAGCACAAGCAGCUGUUAUUGUGACUGUGCUGGAUGAAAAUGAUAACAAUCCUAAGUUCACGCAUAACCACUUUCAGUUCUUUGUGUCUGAGAAUCUUCCUAAAUACAGCACUGUGGGGGUAAUAACUGUGACAGAUUCAGAUGCUGGAGAGAAUGCUGCUAUCUCUCUUUCCAUACUGAAUGACAAUGAGAACUUUAUUCUGGAUCCAUUCUCCGGGGUGAUAAAAUCUAAUGUGUCAUUUGACAGGGAGCAACAGAGCUCCUACACUUUUGACGUCAGAGCUAUAGACAGCGGUAGGCCUCCUUGCUCUUCGGCCGCCAAGGUGACCAUCAAUGUCAUUGACGUGAAUGACAACACCCCCAUUGUUAUCUACCCCCCUUCCAACACCUCUUUUAAGCUCGUCCCUCUCUCCUCCAUCCCAGGAUCUGUUGUGGCAGAGGUGUUUGCUGUGGACAGUGACACAGGGAUGAAUGCUGAACUGAAAUACACCAUAGUGAGUGGAAACAACAAGGGUCUGUUCAGAAUUGACCCUGUCACGGGAAACAUUACACUGGAGGAAAAACCUGCUCCAACUGACAUAGGCUUACACAGAUUAGUUGUCAAUAUCAGUGACCUGGGAUAUCCCAAAUCACUCCACACUCUGGUGCUUGUGUUUCUAUAUGUCAAUGACACUGUGGGCAACUCAACGCUCAUUUACGAUCUUAUCCGGCGUACCAUGGAGACCCCAAUCGACCGAAACAUCGGGGAAAGUAGUGAGCCUCAAAGUGAUGACUAUUUUCCUAUAAUGGUUGCCUUUGUUACUGGCGCUUUGGUGGUGAUUAUUGUCAUCUUUGUGACCGUGCUCCUGCGCUGGCGCCAUGCCACCAGGUUCAAAGCUGCACAAAGAAAGAAACAGGGGACUGAGUGGAUGUCACCAAAUACAGAGAACAAGCAAAACAAAAAGAAGAAACGCAAGAAAAGGAGGUCCCCCAAAAGCUCCCUGCUUAACUUUGUCACCAUAGAGGGCAACAAACCCGACGAUCCUGCUCAUCAGCCAAUCAACGGAACCAUCAGCCUUCCCACUGAGCUGGAAGAGCAAGGGAUUGGACGUUUUGAUUGGAAUGCCACACCUACCACAACUUUCAAACCCAACAGCCCCGACCUGGCUCGACACUACAAGUCCGCCUCACCCCAAUCAGCUUUCCACCUUAAGGCUGACACACCUGUCUCAGUAAAGAAGCAUCACGUCAUCCAGGAACUCCCCUUGGAUAACACAUUUGUUGGGGGAUGUGACACCCUUUCAAAGAGAUCCUCCACGAGCUCCGACCACUUCAGUGCCUCAGAGUGCAGCUCCCAGGGAGGGUUCAAGACGAAGGGUCCCAUGCACACCAGACAGCAGGGAACAUUAACUCGUGCCCGAACUGAACUGAACCCUGAGUAUCUGGACCUUCGUCCCCGAGCAGAGCUGAAUCCUGAAUAUUGGAACCCUUGCACCCCUUUAUCACAGCGACGCGUCACGUUUCACCUGCCGGACGGCUCUCAGGAGAGCUGCAGUGACAGCGGUCUCGGGGAUCAUGAGCCUGUAGGUAGUGGCUCCCUCCUCACACAACCUCUCCCUCUGGUGCAGGCGCAGGACGACUUCUAUGAGCAGGCCUCCCCCGACAAGAGGACCGAAGCUGAUGGCAACUCUGAUCCCAACUCUGAUGGGCCGUUGGGACCACGUGGCCUCGUAGAAGCCACAGAGAUGUGCACACAAGAGUGCCUAAUCUUGGGACAUUCAGACAACUGUUGGAUGCCUCCUACAUUAGGAACAUACCAACAGCCCAAAUCUCCUGUUUCCAGCUUUGGGUCUCAGCGGGAGUGGGGUCCAAAGGACAAACUCCUCAAUGGACACACGCUGUCCAGAACCUGGAAAAAUGAGAGCGGACGGUCGGAGCCUUUUGGUGAAAGGAAGCAGUUUGGAAGCGGAGAGGGACACUUCACCAGCAGUGGCAUAUCUGAUAUUCCAUUAGUGAGUUUGAAGUCCUGCCAGUCAGCCUCCUGCCCGGACAGCCCAAAGGACCAGCAGCUAUAAAAGGGACCUUGCUUUUUUGCGCUGUGAAGGGUUCUUGAAUCUGGACACAGUUUAACAGGCAGAGCGUCUCACCUGAGCUCCACUCCUGUUCGGUUGUUUUUUUUUUUUUUUUUUCCUGUUUCAUCUCUUCAAAAAUUAAGUUGAUGCUUCUGCAGUGUGACGGCCGCAUGGGCUGUGUAGACCACGAAGUAAACGCUUCUGCUGUGCUCUUUACAGUGAACCUUGUUAUAACUAUAGGAAACUCUUUCUUUUUUCUGUGACCCUCCUUGGAUUUCAGUGUGAAAUGACAUUUUGUGCCCACUUCAUGUGUGAAUCAGACAUGUGGAGGAAGGACCUGCAGAAAACACACAAAAAAAAGAAAAAAAAAGGUCGAACAAAUAUAUACAAAAUAUUUGUGGUGUAAUUGUUAUUGAGUUGUCCGGAACUAUAUUAAUCAACACAAUCAAAGAAGAAGAAAUUUAUUUCUGAGAAGAAAAAAAAGUUCUAUUAACACUGUUUGUAGUCACUUGUUUAUUCAUUGUCUAUGUGUUUGUAAAUAAGGCUUAUAACCACAACCAUGUAUCUGUUGUAUCCACGGUAAAUGAGAAAGGUGAUGCUAUAAAGAAAGGCUUCAUCCCAGUUUUGGAUUCCAGGUGAACAAGGAUUCAUUCACUUGUAGCUAUUUCUUUAAAAGCCCGUAAUCUGAUUUCAAAAUGAUUUUGUCAAGUUUGUCCAUAAUCUUUAAGAAUUUUCUUCAAGAACCACAGAACCCAUCAGGGAGAAGCAUCUUUUCUUCUCCCUAAAAGUAUUUUGUAUGAAGGAUGUCAGUGCUCAAUAUGCGCAUUCUAAAAAUUAAAAGCUUUGGAGGCUCUCAAUACACUGAUUUGGGAAGUGUUCAGUACAAUUAAAUAGCAAUAUAUUUGUAAAUGGCUAAAUGUUUUAUCUAACGAUUACCUUACUACUGUAUAGAUUUUCAUCCUAUAUUGUGAGUUCACUGAGUGCAAUUUCUCAGUAGUACCUUCAAUCUAUCGAUGUGUGUAUAUAAAUAUGAUUUCCACACAGAUUAUCUUUUUUCCACACGUUAAGAAAAAACAGAGUAGAAAAACAUUUGAAUCACUGUGCCUUCAUAAUGUCUCUUUAGAACACUUAUUUGUGCUUAAUCAAAUGACAGCAGCGUUUUUUGGCCUCAACAUUUUGGCCACAUUGUCAGAUAAUCAAAUGCCUUAUGCAUUGUUUGCCAAAAUUUAAGACAUAUUUCACACAUGUGUUAAAACGCAAAACUUGAGUUGUUGAUUCUGGAAAUGAGGCAUGUGCAGAAAAUGGGUCGCCCAUGAAAAAUCAUCUGUCCUUCUAUCGUCUGAUCAGGUUGGUUUUUCCCAAAGCAUGGAAGGCAAAUACACAACGGAACAGCAUGCUAAAAGAUAUAGAUUUUAGAAUUAACUUAUACAUUUUUAUGUCUUUCUUUCUCUUUCUUUCUUUCUUACUUUUUGCAGGGUGGUAAUUGAAUCUGGGUUAUAUAGGUUGAAUUACAGUAACAUUCAGUUUGUAAAGCACUUUCAGAUUUAUGUCACAGUAUAAAAAAAGUAAAGUAAGAUGGAGUGAUUUGCUUAUUGCAGUUUGUUUGUCAGUUGUGAGGGUGUUUGACAUUACAGAUACUGAAACAGUUACUCCUUGUUACUAUUCUACAGGUAUCCAGCUACUGCAAUAAAUGUUUUAAUUGUG
Molecule: messenger RNA, 6375 nt
Organism: Oryzias latipes (Japanese medaka)
Lineage: Eukaryota; Metazoa; Chordata; Actinopteri; Beloniformes; Adrianichthyidae
Gene: pcdh9
Product: protocadherin 9
Biological process (GO): homophilic cell-cell adhesion
Cellular component (GO): plasma membrane
Molecular function (GO): calcium ion binding
Source: RefSeq, a predicted model, not a curated record